AUGGAAGGAUACCUAUUGAAGUGGACUAACAUUUUUCAAAGAUGGUAACCACGGUAUUUUAUUCUUUACGAUGACAUCCUAACCUAUUGUGAGUAAAAGGGCAGUUCUGUUGAAGGCCGAGUGAGUUUGAAGAUAUCUGGAAUCUUCACAGUGGAAGAUGAUCCCUUGGAAAUUUUGAUACAGACAGGAACUAAUGAUUUAAAAUUAAAGGCCAAUUCUCAAUCCCAAUUUGUAGAUUGGUUUAAAGCAUUAUAAAUUGCAUAAGAGAAAUCACAAAAAAACAAGGUUUAGAAUUUUGAAAGCCAAAUCAAUGAUCUGCUUUCUACAAUAUGGGUUACCUUUGCAGCCUUUGAUGAAACUUUGAAUACUCUUCAGAUAAAUUGCUCAAAAUUUUAGUAUGAAUUAAUUACUAAAUUGCACACUCUUGGUUAGAAUUUAAAGACAUUUCUUACUUUGGGAUUUACUUUAAUAGAGUAGGAAAAGGAGAGAUUUGAGAAUGACGCCAAUAGUGUAUACGAAAGUUUUAAUGAAAUGCAGAGUGUAAUCCCGAAUAAUGGAAUUCCGAAACAAAUAUAAAUCAAGGUGCAAGAAUUUGAAUCUCCUCAAAGAGGAAACUCAUUCAAAAGUAUUCUAGAAUCAAUCAAGCAUACAUAACCAAUUAAAUAUAGAAAUCUUGUGAACAGUCCUGUGUUCACUAAAAUAUACAUAACAGAUGAACCAGAAAGAUCUUGUUUGCCUUAUAAAUAGGAUCCCAAAGAGAAAUUCAAUGUCUGGCCUUUUCUUAAAUCCUGCAUUGGAAAGGAUCUAACCAGAAUUCCAUUUCCUUUGAUAUUCCAUUAGCCAAUGUCAGUUCUCUAGUUAAUUGUACAGCAAUUUGCUUAUUUUGAUUAAAUUAAGAAAGCUAGUUAAUGUGAGGAUUCUUGCAAAAGAAUGUGUCACAUAAUUGCAUUUACAUUGUCUCGAUGUUCAUCUACAUUAGAUGGCCAAAAGAAACCAUUUAAUCCACUUUUAGGUGAAACCUUUGAGUUCUUAACGCCUGAUUACAGUAUUGUAUGUGAGUAAGUGUCACAUCAUCCGCCAGUAUCCGUUAUGCAUUGUGAAGGAAAGGACUUCAAGUUUUGGUCAUAGAAUGAUGCAUCUAUAGGAUUUGGGGGAACCCAUAUAAAAAUAUCGAUAGUAGGUAAAUCUCACAUCUAUUUAAAACGAUUUAAUGAGCAUUAUACUUUCGAUAUGCCGAAUAUGCAUAUUAAAAAUCUGGUAUUUGGUGAAAAGUAUUUUGAACAUGUUGGAAAGUUGAAAUAUAUCAAUCAUCAGACAGGAGAUAUUGGUAUGGUGGAUUUAAGAGAGUAUGGAGAAGGCAAAAACUUCUCUUAAGUCUAGGCUGAAGUGAGAGAUUCCAAUCAGAAUCUCAGAUACUAGAUUAGUGGCUUUUAUAAUUCAGCCUUAUACGUUGGUAACGAAUUGCUUUGGUAGAGGAUUAUGCCAACCAAGGAGGCGUAUUACUUUUAUAAUUAUAUCCCUUUACAAAUGCAAGCGAACUAUCUCAAUACAGAAAUUUUACUUGUAAUUUAGACUCAUUCAUUAUUUAAGCAAAUACCCUGCACAGAUUCACGUUUGAGACCUGACAUCGCAGCCUUGGAACAUGGCUGGAAAGAGAUUGGACAAGAUGAGAAAGUAAGAAUGGAGGAGAAGUAAAGAGAGAAGAGAAGAAUUAUGGAAUAAAGAAAUGAGGUUCAUGUUCCUAAGUUCUUUGAGAUAAAAGAAGAUGUUGAUACAAGAUCCAAAGGAUAUGUGUUCAAAGGAAAUUAUUGGACAGAGAAGCACGAAGUAAUGGAUAUAUUUUGA
Paramecium tetraurelia is the source of this 1845-nucleotide messenger RNA. RefSeq lists its product as uncharacterized. The transcript is spliced from 4 exons. The record is from RefSeq and is a predicted model, not a curated record. Gene Ontology annotation, molecular function: sterol binding. Gene Ontology annotation, cellular component: membrane; intracellular membrane-bounded organelle; cytosol. Lineage: Eukaryota; Ciliophora; Oligohymenophorea; Peniculida; Parameciidae.